UGCCAGCUGUGCGAAUUUGCGACAGACAGACAGCUAGCUAUACGUUUAAUAAAGACAAGCUGUCGGCUAAAACAUCAAGUAAUCUGAAAAACGAUGUCACCACAAUAAGCAGCACAGUUGCUGCUUUUGAUUGGUCCAUUAUUAUGCCAUUAAAAUAUGCUGUCAUUCCAGUUUUUUUUUUUUAGCAAAUCACUUUUGAAAGUGAUGUUGCUGACAACCAAUCAGAGAAGGAGGCGGUUCGUUCCUUGGCCGUAACUGAGGUGAUGAUAUUAGUAACGGUAUUAAUAAUAAUAAAAAACAACUCGCAAAUCAAAAAUGUCUGGUCUCGGAGGUAGUAAACGAACUCGUCAAGAGACUUUGAUACAAUAUUUUGGCAAUAGUAGUAAAAAACAGAAGAUCGUUUGUUGUACGGCAGAAGCAGAACCUACAGUGGAACCAGAACCUACAGCAGUUGAAGAAAAAAACGCGGAGAAACAGCCAUGGCCAAACAUCUGGAGUUCUGAGGUAUGGGAAGAAAAGAAACAACUUUACACUUUCCUUGACUGUGCGGAUGGUAAUCUGGGCUGUCGUGUUUGUAGACGUGUUUCUGCGCUGUCAGUUUUGAAAAGUCAGGGUGUUUCUCUGUCUUCUGAGUGGAAAAAUUACAGUGUUGGGUACAAUGGAAAAACUCGAGAGCAACAGCUACGAUCUUUGAGAAAAAAGAUAGCUGAACACAAGAAAUCCAGCGCUCAUAACAAGGCCACUGCAUUGUUACAGCAGAACACAGAGGACAUUAUUGGGAAAUGUGUUGACAGUGCAAAAAGGCGAGAUCACGAAACUACCUGUAAAAUAUUUUCUACUGCUUACUACCUUGCAAAACAAAAUCGACCCUAUUCUGAUCACCAGGCCUUACUGGAACUGCAAGAAAUACAUGGUGUUAAUGUGGGAACUGGUCUUCAUUCCAGAUACAGCGCCACUCAAAUUAUCAACCACGUUUCUGAUGAAAUGGUCAAAAAGGCCUGUGAGAGAAUAAUACACAUCGAUGGAAAAAUUGCUGUGUUAAUUGAUGAAUCAACAGCUCUGAAUGGUUCCCCAGCACUUAUUGUGCAUCUCAAAUGCGAGACAGACAAGACACGUGACCCUCACUUCAUGUUUUUGGAGUUAGUUGAACUUUUUGAUCAGUCAGCUGAGUCCAUAGUGUUAGCGCUUACUAAGUGUCUUCAAAAACACGGGUUUGACCAUGCAUACUUACAGAAGAAUCUUGUUGCAUUUGCAAGUGACGGUGCAAGUGUAAUGCUUGGGAAAAAAUCUGGUGUGGCAAAACGAAUUUCAGACAUGUACCCCAACAUUGUUGUCUGGCACUGUCUAAAUCACAGACUCGAACUUGCAGUUGCCGAUAGUGUUUCUGAGACUACUGGCAUGAACCAUUUUCAUUCUUUCAUGGACAAGCUAUACUCAGUCUACAGUAGAUCAGCACUAAAUCAGCAAGAACUCCGAAAUUGUGCGAAGGAACUGGAUGCUGUCUUGAGGAAAAUUGGUCGUGUACUGGAUGUGAGAUGGGUUUCCAGUUCGUUCAGGACUGUCUCCGCUGUGUGGGAAAGUUUUGAAGUUCUGUCGACUCAUUUUAAAGCUGCCGUAAGCUCUAAGCGGACUUCUGCUGAAAGAGCGACAUACAGCGGUCUACUGAAAAGGCUGUGCUCGCCAGAAUUUCUCAUUGACCUCGGAGUUAUGUACGAUGCCUUAUACGAACUUUCACUGCUGUCAGAGAUUCUCCAGAAACGGACUACUACAUUGGUUUAUGCAGAUAAAAUGGCACGUAGAACAGUAAGGAUUUUUGCAUCCAUGAAUGAGAAUGUAGGUACAAAUACUCUUGAAGCGCAGAUAGCUGCCAUGGAAGGAACAUUUAAAUCUACAGUGCUGACGUCGAAUCCCAAACAUGUAAAAAUAAAUCAUAAACAAUUCCUUACCAAACUCGCCAAUCAUAUGAAAGAACGACUUUUUACAACCACUGCAUCAAAUGAGAAGGCUUCUUCCGAGGUGAAUUGCCAAAAAUAUGAAAGUCUUCUUUCUGAGCUCUUGGUCCUGGAUCCACACCACUGGCCUGCAGAACUACCCCAGGGUUAUGGCGAAAAUGAAGUUGAAAGAUUGUGUCGGCGCUUUCAGCUAAAUGAACGUAUUAUCAAAAAUGCAUUUCGAGAUUUUAAGGAGAACAACGGAAGAAUUCCAGAUGAUUUAGCUCCACUUAUUAACUGCACACGUGUGAUCCCGUGCAGUACUGCUGAAUGUGAAAGGGGAUUCAGCCAAAUGAACUUAAUUAUAACUGAUCAGCGUUCCAAAAUUUUAAUCAAACAUGCUUCAGCCUUAAUGUUUAUCAAGCUUCAUGGACCCCCUUUGAGACAGUGGAAUCCAAGCCCUUAUGUGACCACUUGGUUGCGACACAAUCAUCGAUCCGCAGAUGACAGCCGUACACGGGUGGCAGCUCCAAUUUCCAGCGACUCCCCUGACGCUCUGUGGCAGUUCCUAUAGUUGACUAAAAACAACCUGUGAUUGGUAAGUGCAACUUUUAAUUUUCUAUAGAGAGGGGAGAUUUUACAGAAAUUUGUUAAGUAAAAUAUGUGUUAUAUUAUUAUUAAAAAAAACCCCGAUUAAAUCGCGUUAAAUGGAAAGUGGGCGUAACUGUUAAUACCUCGUUAACUAUUUAAUUGAUUCUCAUUGGGACCGCUACGCUACUUUUUUUUUUACCACUACACCACUGGCUAUCAGGAACACACCUGAAGCCAUGUCUCCGGGUUAAACCACCCAACCCACCCGAGCGAGAACCCAUCGGGGUCCGCAAGUCUAUCAACUUGUUAUAUAAAUAAAUAAACAAACAACCAAAUAAAUAAAUAAAUAUAUAUAUAUAUAAUAUAGAAAAAAAGAAUGCAGUGAGAGCCGACUAGCAACAACUCCCACACGCUCCCAAACUCCCACGCCCCUCCCACAACCCGAGAGAGAGAGAGAGAGAGCGCUCUGCAGGAAGUGCACUGGACUGUGCAGAGCUGUCAUACACAGCAUACCAAUCACACAACUAUGCUGGCUCUUCAGUUUUAUUCAUUACAAAUUAUAGGCUUUAAAUACUUUUUCCCCACUGUGGCAAAGUGGUUAACUGUGUGCAGGUGCAGGAACAAGUCCACAGUGCGUGCUAAAGUGCUUGUGGUGUAAUUACAGGUCUUUGUGAAACAAAGUGCAGUGAUGUCCGGGUAAGUUCUGGCCUUUGGCGAAUUGCUUAGACAAGACAGAACAAAACAAACAAACACUCAAGGUUAUUUUACUUUCAUCCUUCAGCGUUUCUCUAAACCAUAAACAAAGGAACAGAUAAUGUUGCUCGGGAUAAUAAGCAGUAAGACAAUGGAUUUUCAGACUUGGUUAGCUCUCCUUUAAAGGCUGGGCAGUAACAAUUUAAAGCCAGUAAGAGGUAAGGGAAUGGAUUUGAUGAAGCCUUGUUUAGCGCUGCUUUAAGAUGAACUUGAUUUUAAAGCAUUGUUAAUAAGAGCCUACUAUCUGAUGCUCUGCUAGUAAAAUGGUCAGAUCAGAUGUUCACUUCUCCUGUGUUUUGUUUGUCUUCAC
Messenger RNA from Acipenser ruthenus (sterlet), 3585 nucleotides. RefSeq names its product E3 SUMO-protein ligase KIAA1586-like. Gene Ontology annotation, molecular function: protein dimerization activity. The record is from RefSeq and is a predicted model, not a curated record. Bases 316 to 2505 code for a protein of 729 amino acids. NCBI's taxonomy places the organism in Eukaryota, Metazoa, Chordata, Actinopteri, Acipenseriformes, Acipenseridae. The transcript is spliced from 2 exons.